Messenger RNA from Acanthoscelides obtectus, 709 nucleotides. The record is from the annotation of a GenBank genome assembly. Lineage: Eukaryota; Metazoa; Arthropoda; Insecta; Coleoptera; Chrysomelidae.
GUACCAUAAACGCUACUGACCAAUCACUAUGUACAAACAAGACUGUUUCGCUUAUCCAAUUAUUACGUCUUCAUCGCUAUAGUGCAGUGCAGUGAAGAGUAGUCAGACAAAUUGAAUCGGUCAUCUUAAGACUACUGAAAACGUGGGUAUUUCAAUGUAAGAAUCAGCAUCAGUAAAAGGAAGAUACUUAAAUGGUUGAAGGGCUGGGACGCAACUGGUCAACACUUUUCCACACAACGUAGCUAUCUAAAGAAGGUGACGAUAAUAUCAAACAAAAAUGUCAGCUUCCAUCCGUAUUUGCUUGUUAGUAGCAAUUUUCUUCCACCACCAUCGACUCAGCAGGUCCGAAGAUUCCUACGAUGACUCGGAUAACGCAGCUCCUGGUCCCCACAACAGCGAAAAGGUUAGAGCGCCACCUCCUUCCGCAGCUGGUGCAUCCCUUGAUGAAUGUGAUCCCGAGAUGGUCGGAUUUGAACUCAUAACAGGAAACGUCUUCAGUGCUCCGGGUAAUGUCAUAGACUCGAUACCAGGCACGUUGAUGCUGACAGACUGCCUGGAAACCUGCCAGGGUAACGAGUCGUGUCAAAGUGUCAACUACGAAACUGGUCUAUGCGUUCUCUUCAGUGCCAACGCUGACAUCAUGCCAGGGUUUCCCCGGCAAUCAGUUUUACUCUUCAGGCAGACAUCACGAUAUCGCGGUUUUCGAUAA